AUGUCGGAGCAGUUUAUGCAAUACAUUUUUCGCCUUGUGGCAAAAUGCUUGCAUCGGGCUUGUUUGAAAGGACAUACAUUAAAUGUAUCGGAUGUUUGUUGGUCAAAUGAUUCUAAUUCAGUGUUAUCAGGAGCAUAUGAUCAGACAUGUAAAUUAUGGGAUAUUGAGACAAACAGAUACAUACAUUCAUUUGAAAGUGAAGGUUUUGUUCAUGGUACAUCACGCAAAAUUUUGACAGUUAUUGAUGUCAGAAAAUCAGAAAAUUCCAUCAAAUUGAAAAAUGAAGGGAUGAUAAAUUCUUUGUAUGUUUGUCAAGAUGGUCAAAAUAUUAUUACUGGUGAUUCCAUGGGAUUCUUGAAAACCUGGGAUAUUAGAAAUGGAUUGGCAUUUCAAUCAAUUCUCAAUGAACAAACCAAAAAACCUAUUUCUCAUAUAGCAAUUCCACGAAAAAGUUUUAAAGCUUUUACAUUUAUUGGAAUAACAACAGUAAUAAGGAUGUAUGAUCGUGGAAUUGAGCCACCAAAAACUCAACCUCGGUUAAUCCAUCUAUUAAAAGGAUAUAAAAAUAAAGGAUGGCCAAUCAAAAGCUCAUUUUUUAUUGGAAAAGAUCAUCAAUAUACUAUACCACAAUAUACUAAUCUCAAAGAUAUAUAUGAUGACAGUGUUGAAUUGGUGGAUGAUGUUGCAGAUAGUACUACAUAUGAAAAAGAUAAGCCUUUAGAAGCAAGUUUGUUAUUAGCUACAGGAAGUGCAGAUGCGUAUGCAUAUUUAUUCAAUGUUGGUGGUCCGGAGGGCACGGGAGAGUUAAUUCAAAGAUUGGAAGGUCAUACUGAUUUUGUGUAUGCAGUAGAUUUUCAUCCCAUUGAACCAAUAUUAGCAAGUUGUUCGGCUGACUGUACUAUAAAACUUUGGGCACCAAAUAGCAAAGGAAAAAAGAAGAAUUAA
Messenger RNA from Entrophospora sp. SA101, 945 nucleotides. Lineage: Eukaryota; Fungi; Glomeromycota; Glomeromycetes; Entrophosporales; Entrophosporaceae. The record is from the annotation of a GenBank genome assembly.